Messenger RNA from Cariama cristata (Red-legged seriema), 828 nucleotides. Its product is annotated as deoxyribonuclease-1-like 2. Gene Ontology annotation, biological process: DNA catabolic process. Lineage: Eukaryota; Metazoa; Chordata; Aves; Cariamiformes; Cariamidae. The record is from RefSeq and is a predicted model, not a curated record. Gene Ontology annotation, cellular component: nucleus. Gene Ontology annotation, molecular function: DNA nuclease activity.
AUGGGGACCGUGGUGCUGGCACUGUGCCUGCUGGCUGUGGCUCUCCCGUACCCGGCCACUGCUAGGCUGCGCAUCGGUGCCUUCAACAUCCAGGCAUUUGGUGACACCAAGAUGUCCAACGAGGGAGUGGCGGGCAUCAUCGUCAGCAUCCUGCGUCGCUACGACGUGGUGCUGGUGCAGGAGGUGCGCGACUCCGACCUCAGCGCCGUCACCCAGCUCAUGGAGCAGCUCAACAGCGUGUCCACGUCCCUGUACGACUACGAGAUCAGCGGCCCCCUGGGACGAGACAACUACAAGGAGAUGUACCUCUUCAUCUACAGGACAGAUGUUGUGUCCGUGGUGGACACCUACCAAUAUGAGGACCCCCAGGAUGUCUUCAGCCGGGAACCGUUCAUCCUGAGGGUCUCAGUGCCCCGUAGCAAGGCAGAGGAGUUUGUGCUGGUGCCGCUGCACUCAGCCCCGCACGACGCCGUCACCGAGAUCGACGCGCUCUACGAUGUCUACCUGGCCAUCGUCAGCAAGUGGGGGACCGAUAACAUCAUGUUCCUGGGGGACUUCAACGCUGACUGCGCCUACGUCCAGCCGAGCGACUGGUCGGCCAUCCGCCUGCGCACCAGCGACAUCUUCACGUGGCUGGUCCCCGCAGCGACCAAAAAAAAGUCAGACUGUGCCUACGACAGGAUCGUGGUGUGCGGUGCCAAGCUGAAGAGAAGCAUCGUGCCAAAUUCAGCCGCUAUCUACAAUUUCCAGCGGGCUUUCCAGCUGGAGCAGGAGGAGGCCCUGGCAGUCAGCGACCACUACCCAGUCGAGGUGAAGCUGACGGCUUGA